Molecule: messenger RNA, 1140 nt
Organism: Perkinsus marinus ATCC 50983
Lineage: Eukaryota; Perkinsozoa; Perkinsida; Perkinsidae
Product: L-2-hydroxyglutarate dehydrogenase, putative
Exons: 10
Coding region: 1-1140 (379 amino acids)
Cellular component (GO): mitochondrion
Molecular function (GO): (S)-2-hydroxy-acid oxidase activity; (S)-2-hydroxyglutarate dehydrogenase activity
Source: RefSeq, a predicted model, not a curated record
AUGGCGGAACGAACUUGUGUAGUUGUUGGAGCUGGUGUAGUUGGUCUAGCUAUCACUCGAGCUCUUGCGAGGUGUGCUGCUCUUGAGGUCAUAUGUAUUGAUAAGCAUUCCCGUUUCGGUGAGGAGACCAGUAGCCGUAACAGCGAGGUACUCCAUCAAGGUAUUUACUACAAGAAGGAUUCUCUUAAAGCUAAGACCUGUGUCCGAGGCGCACGGCUGAUGCAGAAAUUCAUUGAUCUGCACAACAUCACUGUUCUCCCGUGCGGUGCUUAUAUCGUGGCGCGUGACAAAGGCCAGCUUGGUGAGCUCCUUCAUAAAGCACAGACUAAUGGAGCAAGGAAUGUUGAUUGGGCACCAUCCCUACCUGAAGGGGUCCCCUCCGAAUUCUCUGCAUUGUGGAGUCCUAACACCUCUAUUUUCGACUCCCAUGGUGUUAUGGAGGCUCUUAGAGCCGACGCUGAGGGCCAUGGUGCGAUGAUUGCUACUGAUAAUAAAGUUACUGAGGCAGCUUCCAGCGGUGAGCCUCCAUUCACAUUAGAAUUGAACAAUGGUGAGGAUACCAUGCCCUGCGAUAUCCUCAUCAACGCUGCUGGUCUGCAUGCUACCCAUUUUUCUAAGCUUUGGCUCAAGGAAAGCGACACAGUCCACAUUCCCAUUACUAGGCAAGCCGUAUUCGUGAGAGGUAACUACUUUAAGCUGAAGAGUGGCGUGAAGUUCCCCUUCAAGAGCCUUGUAUACCCGCAACCUACAGCAACUGGUUUGGGCACUCACUGUACACUCAGUCUCGAUGGAAAAGCAUUGAAAUUUGGUCCCAACGGUCAGUGGCUACCCGAUGAUGUCGAUUUAGAUGAUUUCAAAACUUAUCAAGUUGACCCUAAGAUGGCUCCCGAGUUUUAUGACAGCAUUCGAGACUACUGGCCCGACCUUCCUGACGAUUCUCUCGAGGCCGAUUACUCGGGCAUUCGGCCAAAAAUCGACGAAGGCGAUUUCGUUAUCGAUGAUCAUGGUUACACUGGCAAACAUCUGUCACUAUACGGGAUAGAGUCGCCCGGUUUGACAGCAGCAUUAGCUUUAGCCGAGGAGGUUCUGGAUAAGCUGGGAAUGAAGACAGAAGAGCCUUUGCCCGAGACUGUCGAGUGA